AUAGCAUGAAAAUUAAUACUAGUAGUACAUGUAAUUGGUUUGCCCAUUCCAAGCGUGGCGAACAUGUUCAGGCUUCUGUCAAGAUGUCUCAGGCCUCCCAGUCGUCCUACACGAAGCUGGGAGCGCACUGUUUUCUGCUUUAAUGUGGAAUGGCAACCAUCUUUGGACAUGGAAUUUGUAAUAGAAAAUAAGGAACUGAUCAAAGAGAAUAUCAAGAAUAGAAAGAUCGAUGUGGACCUUGAUUCAGUUCUCUCUGACUAUGACGCUUAUUGUAAGCUGAAAGUGGAAGAGCAAGAGCUGAAAGACCGUGUUACCUCUCUCCGGAAGGCGGUACGAGGAGGAGGCGUAUCCGAGGAAAAGAAAGCCACAAUGACCGAUCAGCUUUGUGAUCUGAGUGACAGAACUGAUGUGAAUCGCCCCGCAAGAAAGGCUGCGUAUAUAAAACAUCGAGAUAGUGCUGUUGAUGUACCGAAUUCGAUUUCCCCACACACGCCAGUUGGCGAUUAUGAGAAAGCUCAGGUGGUGGACACGGUUGGUGAAAGACCUACAUUUGCAUUUAAGCAUCGCGAUUACAUCGCAUUGAGUAAUAUUCACCGACUGCUUGACCAACCAUCAGCUUUGUUUGCCUCUGGUCCUAACCGGAUGUUUCUGCGUGGACCUGCAGCAAUGUUGGAACAAGCGAUUAUCAGCUAUGUUUUCCAGCUGAUCUACUCAAAGCCUGGCUUUGAGCCCGUUCUUGGACCUGAUAUUAUCCGCGAGUCAGUUGUGAAGGCAUGUGGAUAUGUUCCUCGCGGAGACAAGGAGCAGAUGUUUCGUCUUGGUGGAGAGGAUGACGAUCUCGUAUUAUCCGGUACUGGGGAACUACAGAUUGCUGGCAUGUGUUCGUCCAGUGGCCACCCAAGCCACAGUCUUCCACGGAAAUAUGUGACUGUUAGUCAUUGCUUUCGGCGAGAAGCCGAGGGAGGUAUGUUUUACCGGAUGAAUCAGUUCAGCAAAGUGGAGCUGUUUGCCAUCACUCAGAAUGAUGUUGAGAAGAGUGAUGCUGUUCUCAUGCAGUUUGUUAAUAUACAGAAAGAGAUUCUGUCCAGUCUGGGCCUGCAUGGGCGCUUACUGGAGAUGCCCACCGAGGAACUAGGCAACCCUGCGUAUCGUAAGCUUGAUUUUGAAGUGUGGAUGCCCGGGUAUGAUGACUAUAAGGAAGUCUGCAGUGCAUCAAACUGCCUGGAUUAUCAAGCACGCCGCUUGCAGAUCUACAAAGGCGGUUACAGAACGCCGCGCUUACCAGCGUAUCCAGACCGAGUGUGGUUGCAUACUGUCAACGCCACUGCCGCUGCAAUUCCUCGUCUUAUCAUAGCCCUGAUUGAAACUCACCAACGUGAAGAUGGCACUAUUGGCAUUCCCGAGUGCCUUCGGCCAUUCCUGGGAAACCGUGAGUGUUUCAGUCCACCUUCGCCGCCAAGGACAAAGGACUUCAGAGGCAACAAUCUAAUACGAGAUUUCCAUUAGUCGCGUGUUCUAGCCACCCAAGUCAUGUACUACUGACACCCAAGUCAUGUGAAAUCACAAUGCACGUUUGGCCACGUUUCUCUGUGCUGGUGGUGCUAGUUCGUUGUGUACAUGGUAUGGGUACGCCUGCUGACUGUGUCCUGCUGCUGCUGCCUUGAGCAGUCUCUCCAGUCUCGACCAAGUUCACUUGGCAUUUGCUUCUCGUGAGGUUUGCUGCUGUGCAAUAUUUGAGGUGUGUGUGUGUGUGUGUGUGUGUGUGUGUGUGUGUGUGUGUGUGUGUGUGUGUGUGUGUGUGUGUGUGUGUGUGUGCAUGCUCUGCUGUGCAGAGCAUGCACACUUUUUGCACGCUGUUUGCUAGCUUGUUGAACAAGAAUGCUGUUGCUGCAAAGUAGUGAUAGUGAUGUUGAGCACUAUGACUUGUGUGUGGACUUUAGUGCACAACAAGAAGAUUGUGUACAGAGAUGCCCUGCAGAGAUGCCCUGUAACAAGCUGCAUGGCCAAACUACACUGUACCUGCUCACAUACAUCAUCGUAUGCGUAUGCCCUCUGACAUUAUUUCCGGAGCAGAAAUUGUCCAGCUGCUUUCAUGCUACUACUCUGAGAAUCAUGAUUAUUUUGCAUUCUUUGUAUCCAGUGUUGCCAUGAUUGGAUCAGACUGGCAGUUGUUUUCAAUGAGUGCUUGAUGUGUUCUGGGCUGGAUACUCAACGCAUGCACUUUAUUUUUAGUUAUCACCGGUGCCCCGGUGGUCUAAUUGAAUGUUGUGUUGAUACUACACCACGUACAAUGUGGACAAGUGUUGUA
Sycon ciliatum is the source of this 2308-nucleotide messenger RNA. RefSeq lists its product as uncharacterized. Gene Ontology annotation, biological process: mitochondrial seryl-tRNA aminoacylation. The record is from RefSeq and is a predicted model, not a curated record. NCBI's taxonomy places the organism in Eukaryota, Metazoa, Porifera, Calcarea, Leucosolenida, Sycettidae. The transcript has a single exon. Gene Ontology annotation, molecular function: tRNA binding; ATP binding; serine-tRNA ligase activity. Gene Ontology annotation, cellular component: mitochondrion. Bases 64 to 1506 code for a protein of 480 amino acids.